AAAAGGGGUUUUUCAUUUUCUCCUCAUAUUUUUUGACCUUUCCUCUUAUCGUCCUUCUGUUCUCCAUCAUGGACUCUCUCUCUCUCUCUCUCUCUCGCUCUCUCUCUCUCUCUCCUCUAGUUCAUGCAUGAACUAGUUCCUCAUCUCCCUUUGCUCAGCGGCCAAUCAAUAUUAUUUUCACCCACAAGUCCUUCAAAACGAUAUAUGGCUUCCAUGAACUGGUUGGGUUUCUCUCUUUCCCCUCAAGAACUCCCAUCGCAGCCUGCUGAUCAAGAUCACUCUCAAAACACCGAGCCUCGCCUUGCCUUCAACUCUGACGACAUCUCCGGUACAGAUGUCUCAGGCGACUGCUUCGAUCUCACUUCUGACUCGACUGCUCCAUCCCUCAACCUCCCUCCACCUUUCGGCAUACUUGAAGCAUUCAAUAGAAACAAUCAAGCUCAAGAUUGGAAUAUGAAGGGUUUAGGGAUGAACUCGAGUACUAACUACAAGACCACCACAGACCUAUCUAUGCUAAUGGGUAACCCGUGCAGUAGCCAAAACCUUGAAAACCAAAACCAGCCAAAGCUCGAGAACUUCCUCGGCCGACACUCGUUUGGGCAUCACGAAAACGCCGCAUACAAUAACAAUGGUGACUACAUGUUCAAUAACUGUUCCUUACAGUUACCCUCAGAAGCAGCAAACGGCGUGGCAAGCAGUGGCGCUGGCGGUUGUAGUGGUAGCAUCCACAACAAUAACUCUAUUGGUUUGUCCAUGAUCAAGACCUGGCUGAGGAACCAACCGGCACCAACGCCGGCUCAGCAGGAUAACAAGAACGAUGGUGCGGGUGCAAGUAGUGGUGGAAAUAACGGAAGCCUAGCAAGUGCACAAACCUUGUCGCUCUCAAUGAGCACCGGAUCACAGUCUAGCUCGACACUGCCACUUCUUACGGCGAGUACUACUGGUGGUGCAAGUGGUGGAGAGAGUUCCUCAUCGGAUAAUAAGCUGCAGAAGACAACACCUGGGCUUGAUAGCCAAACUGGUGCUAUCGAGGCAGUGCCAAGAAAAUCCAUUGAUACAUUUGGACAGAGGACUUCUAUAUACCGUGGUGUAACAAGGCACAGAUGGACGGGCAGAUAUGAGGCUCAUCUUUGGGAUAAUAGUUGUAGAAGAGAGGGACAAACUCGUAAAGGAAGACAAGUUUAUUUGGGAGGUUACGACAAAGAAGAAAAGGCAGCAAGAGCUUAUGAUUUAGCAGCACUGAAAUACUGGGGUACAACUACCACUACAAAUUUUCCUAUUAGCAACUACGAGAAAGAGUUGGAAGAAAUGAAGCACAUGACCAGGCAAGAGUAUGUUGCGUCUUUGCGAAGGAAAAGUAGUGGGUUUUCACGGGGUGCAUCUAUUUAUAGAGGAGUGACAAGACACCACCAGCAUGGACGAUGGCAAGCAAGAAUAGGAAGAGUUGCAGGGAACAAAGACCUUUACUUGGGAACCUUUAGCACCCAAGAGGAAGCAGCAGAGGCCUAUGACAUUGCUGCCAUCAAGUUCCGAGGACUGAAUGCAGUAACAAACUUUGACAUGAGCAGAUAUGACGUUAAAAGCAUACUGGAGAGCAGCACUUUGCCCAUUGGUGGGGCUGCGAAGCGUUUAAAGGAUGUUGAACAGGCUGAGAUGACUGUGGACGGGCAAAGAACAGAUGAUGAAAACAUCACUUCUCGGUUAACCGAUGGAAUCAAUGGCUAUGGUAGUGCUGUACACCAUGGCUGGCCUACUCUUGCAUUCCAACAAGCUCAACCUUAUAGCAUGCACUACCCAUAUGGGCAAAGGGUUUGGUGUAAGCAAGAACAAGAUUCUGAAGCUCCCAACAACUUUCAAGAUUUUCAUCAGUUACAACUGGGAAAUACCCACAAUUUCUUUCAGCCUAAUGUUUUGCACAACCUAAUGGGUAUGGACUCAGCUUCUAUGGAGCAUAGUUCUGGCUCUAACUCUGUCAUUUAUGGCAGUCAAGGAGGCGCAGAUGGUAAUGGUGGAGUUGGGUAUGGAAGCAAUGGUGGCUAUGCAAUCCCUAUGAGUACGAUAAUUACCAACGACAGCAACCAAAGUCAAGGCAAUCACGGAACUUUUGGUGAUAGCGAGGUGAAGGCACUUGGUUAUGAAAACGUGUUUGCCUCAGCAGAUCCUUACCAAGCCAGGAACUUGUAUUAUCUUUCACAGCAUUCAACGGCAAGUGUGGUUAAGACCACUACCGCUUAUGAUCAGGGCUCGAUGUGCAACAAUUGGGUGCCAACUGCUGUGCCAACUCUCGCGCCGAGGUCAAGCAAUAUGGCUGUUUGCCAUGCAGCAGCUCCAACUUUCACGGUGUGGAAUGAUACCUAAAGAAUUAAAGGGAUGAAAAAUGGAUUGGAAGAGUGAACGAUGUAGGGAGAAAAAAGUAUGUACACACCACUGAUUUCCUAGUUUUGAUUUUUCAUUCUCCUGUCUUCCUUCAAGUAGUAAUUUACUAAAUGACCCAAGGAAGAUAGGCCUCGUUUUUUUCGUCUCCUUUGUGAGUUCUAACUUGCAGGCGUGCAAAUUUUAUAAGGAUCUAGCCAUAAUAGCUGAAGUUCAGCAA
Molecule: messenger RNA, 2593 nt
Organism: Juglans regia (Persian walnut)
Lineage: Eukaryota; Viridiplantae; Streptophyta; Magnoliopsida; Fagales; Juglandaceae
Product: AP2-like ethylene-responsive transcription factor BBM
Exons: 9
Coding region: 124-2358 (744 amino acids)
Biological process (GO): regulation of DNA-templated transcription
Molecular function (GO): DNA binding; DNA-binding transcription factor activity
Source: RefSeq, a predicted model, not a curated record